UUCCAAAGCUCACAAAUUCUUUCGAAUUGCAAACUUUCAGAUUCCAAGGAUACAAACAUGGCAGAAUUCCUGUGGACCUUUGCCGUACAGGAAGUGUUGAAGAAGACGGUGAAGCUGGCGGCCGAGCAGAUCGGCUUGGCAUCAGGAUACGAGGAGAAACUCUCUAAGCUGAAGGACUCUUUACUCAUGGCGCAAGCCAUCUUAAGGGAUGCUGAAAGAAUGAAGACAAACCUUGAAUCCCAGAAGCAAUGGGUGAAGCAGCUUGAAGAUAUCAUCUUCGAGGCUGAUAUUUUACUCGAUGAGCUUGCUUAUGAAGACGUUCGACGCAAAGUGGAAAUCGAAAAAUAUAAGGUGGUACGUAAUUUCUUUUCAUUCUCCAAAAAUCCCCUUGCUUUUCGUCUCAAAAUGGCAAAUAAAAUCACAACUGUGGCUAAAAAUUUGGCCGACUUUAAUUCUACACAAAGUCCAUCGGGAUGUGUUGCUACAACAUCUAAUGAAGCUAAAAUUGAUCUUAAUCAAACUCGAGAGACAGACUUAUUUCUAGAUGAAAUUGGAGUUAUUGGAAGAGAAUCUGAAGUAUCAAAUAUAUUGGAUAAACUACUUGCCCUCAAUAACCAAAAAACUCUAGUUGUUUUACCCAUUGUUGGUACCGGUGGGUUAGGAAAAACAACUCUGGUGAAGGAGAUUUUCCAUCAUGAAAUGAUAAGGAAGAAUUUCGAUACUUUUAUAUGGGUAUGCGUGUCUGAUCCUUUUAAAAUCCACAAAAUUUUAAGAGCAAUCGUGGGAUACAUGAAGCCUACAUUUGGUGGCUCAGAUGAAAAGGAAAUCAUUCUUCGAGAGCUCCAAAAUCUGCUAAGUAACAAAAAGUAUUUUGUUGUGCUUGAUGAUGUUUGGAAUGAGGAACCCAUUCUCUGGAAUGAGUUGAGGGCUUGUUUCCUAAAGAUCAAUAAAAAUAUGGGAAGUGCUAUCGUUGUGACUACUAGAAGUGAUAAAGUUGCAGAAAUUAUGGAGACAAAAUACCGACAUCAUUUGAGGCAGUUACUAGAUGAUCAUUGUUGGUCUUUAUUUGAAAAAUGUGCAUUUGAAAGUAAAUUACCAGUAAUUUCUGAUGUCAUUCGAGCACAACUUGUUCAAAAAUUUGGUGGCAUACCAUUGAUUAGGAAAGUGUUGGGAGGAAUGGUGAAAUCAUGCAAGAAUGAUGAGGAAUUGCAAUCUGACUUUGGAAAAUCCAGUGAGAAUUGA
Cucurbita moschata (crookneck pumpkin) is the source of this 1242-nucleotide messenger RNA. Its product is annotated as putative disease resistance protein RGA3. The coding region runs from base 58 to 1242 and encodes 394 amino acids. Gene Ontology annotation, biological process: defense response to other organism. Gene Ontology annotation, molecular function: ADP binding. Lineage: Eukaryota; Viridiplantae; Streptophyta; Magnoliopsida; Cucurbitales; Cucurbitaceae. The transcript has 2 exons. The record is from RefSeq and is a predicted model, not a curated record.